GCACAAUCACCAGUCUGCCGCUUAUACUUGAGAGGCAGACGAGCUUUGUCUCCUUCUGGGCGACGAGUAUAACGACGUAUUGGUUCAUCUUUACCUUGAGAAUGGCUGACGCGGAGCAGAAGGCCAUGCAGCUGAUGGCGGAGGCUGAGAAGAAGCUCAGUUCCUCCAAAGGCUUUCUCGGCUCUCUGUUUGGGGGACCUUCAAAGGUUGAUGAAGCCAUGGAUCUAUAUCAACAAGCUGCAAAUAAGUUUAAGAUGGCCAAAAAGUGGAACUCGGCUGGACAUGCAUUUACCGAGCUUGCAUCAUUGCAUGCCAAAGCUGGAUCUCGUCUGGAUACAUAUACCAUAUUUCUUGAUGCUUCUAUAUUGGAGCGGAGUCUUGAGGUGGAAUCUGUCAACAGUUUGUUGAAGGCCAUUGAAAUUUACACGGACAUGGGAAAGUUUACAAUGGCUGCCAAACACCAUCAGUCAAUUGCAGAUAUAUAUGAAACUGAGGUUGCAGAUAUAGAAAAAGCCAUCCAGCACUAUGAACAGGCUUCUGAUUACUUCCGUGGUGAGGAAAACAAUUCAUCAGCAAAUAAGUGUCUCCUGAAGGUAGCGAUGUUUGCAGCACAGAUGGAAAAUUAUGAAAAGGCCAUCCAAAUUUAUGAAAAGGUGGCAACAAGUUCCCUUGAAAGCUCUUUACUCAAAUACAGUGCUAAGGAAUACAUGUUCCGAGCUGCGCUGUGUCAUUUGUGCAUUGAUUUAACUAAUGCUAAGAUUGCAGUGGAGAAAUAUGAAGAAAUGUAUCCAGCAUUCCAAGAUUCCCGGGAGUGCAAAUUGCUUAAGGCACUUACAAACCAUCUCGAGGAGCAAAAUGUGGAUGCAUUCACCGACACAGUAAAGGAUUACGAUUCAAUUUCGCGGCUUGACCAGUGGUAUACUACAAUGUUACUAAGGAUCAAGAAAUCAAUCAAUCCUGAGGACAUUUGCUAAGAUGCUUCAUUAAAGUUAAAAAGAAAAAAGGCAGGCAUAACAAUGAAGUGCUAAAAUGGAAAGCAAUAACUAGGAUGAUUAAUACUGUGGUACUAUAUAUGUAAACAUGACUAAUGCUUUGUGGGAAUGGCUUAAUUACAAUCCUUUCUGGCUUGCUGCAGUGUGCAGCUCAGGAUGGUUGUAAUAUUGGCUUGCAGUUUUGGUAAUUAUCCAAAAGUGAAUAGCUUGCCUGGGUACUAGGGAGCUAUAAAGCAUUAUAAUCAGUCACUGAAGGAGUAAUUUUACAAGGUUAUCAUGCAUUUCCAGCAUUAUGUAGUUACUGUUAGCUUGAUUUAAAAAAAGUAAACAAACAUUGUUGAAGCUCAUUAGCAGUGUAGGGAAAUAAUGAGCUUUCUGAAUAUUAUAUAGACCUACAUGUGUGGCAAUGGAUUAUACAAAGGCAUAGCAUGUAUGCAGAACUUAGAUAUUUAAAAAUUAAUUAAAAUUUUAGAAUGUGCUGCAGAAGAGGGUAGAAAAAUAUAGCACAUCAUCCUAGUAGGGUAUAUUCUGUACCCAGAACUUUCCCCAUCAUUUAUGUGCUUGAAUAGUAUGCCAAAGCCAUGAAAUUCGUAAGUAGCAAGAACCUCGGAUCCUAAGCUUACAGAUUUUAGUUACUAGGAGAAUUGUAUGUCACUGAUAAAGAUGGCCAACAUUGCCAUUAUAUGUAAUAUUGGGGCAGUCGAAUGGUGGAGUGGGAACUGAUGUAAGCCAUUUAGCAGUUGUACGUUAUCAAAAAUGAUUGUAAUGAAAAACUUUAUUCUUAUUAAUGCUAUACUUAAUGGAUCUUUCACUUUUGUUACAAAUUAAAUACAGUAUGAAGAAAUUAUCUAGUUGCAGGUGUUGGGGAAAUUUUGGUUGAUGAUGAAUGUUUGACAGACUAUAAAAAUAUACAGUAUUGCAGUGUCAGUGCAUUGCAUAUUUAUUAACAUCACUGUCAACAAUUGCCUGAUACUACACUGUGCAUUGUUUUAUGCAUAAUGCAAACUAAAGUUAAUUUUUAGUAAUUUCCUUACGUACUUAAUAAAACAUAAAACGAAUAUUCUUGGUUUACUUGCAGAGUAUAUAUCUGAAGAACAAUAAAGCUGUCUUUAGAAUUGGAAUGUUUCCUUUGAAUAAAUAUAGUAUUUUUUCAUGUUAAACUGACAUUCCUGCAUUUAUAGAGAUUUGUAUUUGGUUUCAAAACUAUAAAUUAAUAAGGCCUUUUUGAAUAGUUAAUGCAAACAAACUAAAUUUUAUCACUUUUUUUUUUUUCUAUAGCAACAUGUAAGGUAAGGGUUGUAUGAGGGGCUACAUGACCUAGUAUCCUUAUUAAAAUGACAGCUAAGUGUUUCAUGCUUGUGGACUUCCUUAAAAUUACAUUUAGAAACCGUAAGUACAUGCACUGCAAUAGUUGAUUUAUUGAUAAACAUCAUCAUACCCAGUUGUUUUCAUGUACAAAAAUGUAAAUGAAACUAUUAGAACCAAGUUUUGUGCAAAUACAAUACUUAUGAUAGAUUUUUUAAAUUGUCACUUCUUCAAAUACAGUACUGUACAGUGCUUUGAAUUUUUGGAAUAAGUAUUGGUAAUUAUUCAUCUACACCAGCUUAUGGUUUUGAAGUCUACACUUAAUCUAUCACAGAAGCUGUGAAUGAAACAUAGUCUUUUAAUUUGGUUAUUAAAGACUUGAAAGUUAUUAUUUCUUUCUAAACUGUUGAAAGAUGAGCUACAAUACUGAGAGACCUGUUUUAUGUAGUGAUCAUUAUUUUGUUAAAGAUUUUAAUGUUAUCUGCAUGCCUGUUUAGAAACUUUUUAUUAAAUAUUAAAUCAUAUGCACAAUAAACAUACUUUUCAAAUCCCUUUUAUAAUUUGAGAAUGGUAUAAUUAAGGACUGAUCAUAACAUUGAUCUGUGAAUGUUCAUGAGCUUGAGAUUGAGCCUCCAAUUGAUUCAAGUCACUAAACAUUAUAUGUAGCGCUUACGUUGUUUUCUGCUCAAUCAUAUUUUGACAACUUUUCUUGCAAAUAACAUGCCAUAUCGAAAUGACAUUGAUGCAAUGUCUGCAUUGUAUCGGAUGUUGUAAUUUAUUAACAGUUGCACAAAGUGCUCACUUUUUUUUUAUGCUAUAGCCAAUAUUUCCAAUUGUUAUUGUAGGAAGUUACUUGUGCAACAGGAAUUUACAGCCAAAUAGAUUUCUCAUGACAUCUCUAAUGUCAAAAGGGAGAAUUUGUGGGCUUCUUCCCACAGUUUUUUACCCCCUUACAGUUGCAGUAUUAACUCUUACACUGACGAUCAUUUCAAGUCUCAAAAAAAGAAAGUGUUAAGCAAGGUUGGCAAUAUAAAGGGAUAAAUAAGAUCUAGUCACAUUGAGAGAGUUAAGGUGAUAAUUGUCUAACUUUAAUCCUGGUUAAAAAAAAGUCAUUUUAUUUGAAAAUAAAAUGGAAAGAUGUUUAAUUUAAUUAGAUUUAGCCAUAAGUGAAGCAGGGAUACCCAAAGAAGGGUUCUGUUCCGAGCAAAAAGGAGCUUAAGCCACAAUUUCCAAAUGUUUCCUGGGUAAGUUUAGUUUGUCUUUAAAUCUUGUGUGUGCACUUUGUGAUUUUGUAAAAGUCAUCAUAACUAUUUAAUUCAUAAUAAAUGCUAGCUGAUUAGAGAAACAUUCUGGUGAUAUUUCUUGGUGAUAAUAGAUGUCUGAAUCCUCAUAAUUCCAAGUACAGUACAUUACAGUACUCAUGCUGUACUGAGCUUUAUUUUUGUGUAUGGAUGGUAACCAGCUAAGGUUGGAGGGAACAGUUUCAUUUGCCAAUUUUAAAGCAAAUAAUCUUCAGAAUGUUUACAAUUUUUUUUUGUUUGCCAAAUAAAUUGUGAUACAUGAUUAAAUCUAUAUAUAUUAUAUUAUCCUAUACACAAUGUACUAAUAAGCCAUUAUUGAAAUUGUAUUAUUCCUGCUCAUUUGCUAUUUUACAUUAAAAUGUUUCUAUUUAAUCUUAUUUUACCAUCAUAGUGUUUUUUUUGGUUGUCAUGUGAGGCAAGUGUAUGUGGCCACAGCUGUCAAGUAAGGUUGUUGCAGACUUUGUGAUAUUUAUGCAUGAGUAUUAUACCAAGUUUUCUCUUAGAGCUGUUCUUGAACGUUUCAAGUUGUGCUAGCAAAUAUGUAUAAGGUAAUCUUCAAUGCUAUUUUCUCAAAUUCUCUGUGUAGUGGUAGUGACGACUAUUGAAAUGUACUUGUGUCUAGUUUUUGUAAAUAAAACUUUCUCAGUAC
Molecule: messenger RNA, 4247 nt
Organism: Procambarus clarkii (red swamp crayfish)
Lineage: Eukaryota; Metazoa; Arthropoda; Malacostraca; Decapoda; Cambaridae
Source: RefSeq, a predicted model, not a curated record